Molecule: messenger RNA, 1375 nt
Organism: Salpingoeca rosetta
Lineage: Eukaryota; Choanoflagellata; Craspedida; Salpingoecidae
Exons: 2
Coding region: 41-1375 (444 amino acids)
Molecular function (GO): protein binding
Source: RefSeq, a predicted model, not a curated record
GUUGAGUGUGCGCCCGGGACAUUUAAGGCGACUGCUGGCGAUGGGACGUGUCGUGCGCACAGGACGUGUGAGGACACGGAGUAUGAGACGGUUGCGCCGACGAGCUCAUCUGACCGGCAGUGCAAAUGAUGAGUACCAGAUGAAGGGGUGCAACGUGUUGCAAGACACGGAGUGUGCGACGCUGACGACGUGCAGCAGCACGCAGUUUGAGGUUGAGGCGCCGACAGCGACGCGUGACCGCCGGUGCAAGGACCUGACGGCGUGCCAGCCUGGGGAGUACGAGUGCACGGCAGCGACGCUGACGACGGACCGCGAGUGCUGCGGGGUGACGCAGUGUGUGCCGGGCAGCGAGGAGACGUCCGCGCCGACGGCGACGUCUGAUCGGGAGUGCCGGCAGUGUGUUGCGGGCACGACGGAUGCUGACGGAAGCGGGACGACGCCCUGUGUUGCGUGCAGUGCCGGGCACUAUGUGCCGCGCGGACGCACUGGCGGGUGUGCGGCGUUUGAGUGCGCGGCGGGCCACGUGGACCAGGACGAGGAUGCUGCGACGGCGUGCAAGUUGUGCGAGGCAGGCGUAAACUAUGCCGGGAGCGCUGGGCUGACGAGGUGCACGUCUGUGAGCGAGUGCGGCGCUGGCGAGGAGGAGACGAGCGCGCCGACAGCGUCAACGGACCGGGUGUGCAGCACGUGCGCGUCUGGGAAGUUCAAGGCGACAACUGGGCAGACGCCGUGCCAGCCUGUGUCGACGUGCGAGGAGGACGAGUACGUGUACCGUGCGGCGACUGUGAGCACGGACACGCAGUGCCGAGCGCUGACGGCGUGCAGUGAUGAGCAGUAUGAGACGCGCGCGCCGACAGUGAACAGCGACCGGGAGUGCACGGGGCUGACGACGUGCGGGAGCGGCGAGUACGAGACGCGCGCGCCGACGGCGACGACGGAUCGCAAGUGCGCGAGUGUGACGCAGUGCGACUCGACGCAGUUUGUGGUGUCGAAGCCGACGGCGACAACGGACCGGGACUGCGCUGAGUGCGACCGGUGCGACAGCGGGACGCAGUAUGAGACGGCGACGUGCACGGCGACGACGAACAGGGUGUGUGCGGACCUGACGGUGUGUGCGGACACGGAGUACGAGUCUGUUGCCGCGACGGACUCGAGCGACCGCAAGUGCUCGAGCUGCCGGGAAUGCACGUCGUCUGAGUAUCUUAUGUCUGGGUGCAGCGAGAGCGCGAAUGCUGUGUGCAAGGCGUGCACUGAGUGCCCAAGCGGGGACGUUUGUGUUCGACGGCGUGCACGCCGCUUGCUGAUGCCCAGUGCACGGAAUUGCACGCGGUGCGGGAGCGGGUACUUUGUGCAGUGGCGUGCACGAGCGAGGUGA